AUGACGGAUUGGAAAAAUCCAGAGCAAUUCGUCUACAUCAGCUGUGUAGAGGAAGUACGGUACUCUUUUGUCAGCCACCUCUCCGACGCUCUCCGGCGAAAUGGCAUAUCUGUAUUCAUCGAUACCGACGAUCUGCUUUCCAAGGAGGCGCAGGAAAAGGUCGGGAGAGCUAGGGUUUCUGUGAUGGUUUUUCCCGGAAACCGUAAGGUGUACCUUGAAAAGCUCGCGGAGGUUCUCAAGUGCCAGAAGGAGGACGGCCAGGUGGUUGUUCCAGUUUUGUACGGCGACGGUCCAUUUCAUACCGAAUGGCUAAGCGCGGUGGAUUUGAGAGGCUUAUCACCAGUCUAUCAGUCCAGGAAGGAAUGCAGUGACUCCGAACUCGUAGCUGAGAUUGUAAGAAAUGUGAAUGAGAAGCUUCUGUUUAUGGGACGAAUGGGAAUCUACUCGAAGCUUCUGGAGAUAGAAAACAUGAUUAACAAGCAACCCUUGGGCAUCCGCUCUGUUGGAAUCUUGGGUAUGCCUGGCAUAGGCAAGACAACACUUGCUAAAGCGGUCUUUGAUCAAGUGUCUGGUGGAUUCGAUGCUUGUUGUUUCAUCCAAGACUAUGAUCAAGCUACUCAUGAGAACAGAGUACAUCGUAUUUUGGUGGAACAGUUAAUGAAAGACCAGCCUGGAAGUAGCGGUACCAGUACGAGACUGAGGCUGCGUAGAGACAAAUUGAACAAUAAGAGAGUUCUUGUUGUUCUUGAUGACGUGCGCAAUCCUCUGGUUGCAGAGUCUUUUCUCGAAGAGUAUGGCUGGUUCGGUCCCGAAAGCCUGAUCGUCAUAACCUCCAGAGAUAAACAGGUGUUUCGCCUUUGCAGAAUCAAUCAGAUAUACGAGGUUCAAGGUUUAAAUGAGGACGAUGCUCUUCAACUCUUCAUGCUGUGUGCAUCUAUAAACGACACGGGAGAACAUAAUCUCCAUGAGCUGGUAAUGGAAGUUAUAAAAUAUGCUAAUGGAAACCCGUUAGCUCUCAGCAUUUAUGGCGAAGAGCUGAAGGGUAAGAAAACACUGGUGGAGAUGGAGACUGCAUUCCUCAAACUCAAGGAACGUCCUCCACUGAAGUUUGUUGAUGCAGUCGAGAGCAGCUAUGACACACUCAAUGGCAGCGAAAAGAACAUAUUUCUGGACAUAGCUUGUUUCUUCCAGGGAGAAAAUGUCGACUAUGUGAUGCAACUACUUGAGGGUUGUGGUUUCUUUCCACGAGUUGGAAUCGAUGUUCUUGUUGAGAAGUGUUUGGUUACUAUUUCAGAAAACCAAGUCCGAAUGCAUAGUUUGAUCCAGGAUGUUGUAAGAGAAGUAAUAAUAAAAGGAGAAACAGUACAAACUGAGACACGCAGCAGACUAUGGGAACCUCGGACCAUCAGAUUUUUAUUAGAAGAUAAUGAACACACAGAAAAUGGGGAACCCAAAACAACUGUCAAAUGUGUUCAGGGCACUGAAGAGAUCGAAGGCAUAUAUCUGGACACAUCAAACUUAAAUUUUGAUGUCAACCCUGCUGCCUUUGAAAAUAUGUUGAACCUUAGGUUGCUGAAGAUAUACUGUUCCAGUCCUGAAAUCCAUCCUGUAAUCAGUUUCCCCAAAGGCUUUCUCAAAUCACUUCCUAAUGAGCUAAGACUCCUCCAUUGGGAGAACUAUCCUCUGCAAUAUGUUCCUCCAAAUUUUGAUCCUAGGCACCUUGUUGAAAUCAACAUGCCGUACAGUCAACUUAAGAAACUUUGGGGUGGAACCAAGAACCUGGAGAUGCUAAAAACGAUCAGGCUUUGUCAUUCCACGCAGCUGGUUGAUAUUGAUGAUCUUAUAAAAGCUCCAAAUCUUGAUAGAAUCGAUCUCCAAGGUUGUACAAAACUGCAGACUUUCCCACCCACUGGUCAGUUGCUGCAUCUCCGAGUUGUAAAUCUCUCAGGCUGCACAGAGAUCCAAAGUUUCCCUGAGGUUCCACCAAGUAUUGAGACAUUGCAUCUCCAGGGAACAGGCAUAAGAAAAUUGUCAUUUUCCACUGUUAAGACCAACGGCAGAGACGGCGGAGAGUUUGUCAACUUUCUAGCAGAAUUAUCGGGUCUUUCAGAUGCCUUAAAACUUGAGCGUUUAACAAGUCUGUUGAAAUCGAGCUCAUCUAGCCCAGAUGUUAACAAACUUAUUUGCUUGGAGCUGAAAGGUUGUUAUCGUUUGCAAAGCCUGCCAAACAUGUCUAGUUUAGAAUUUCUCAAAGUUCUUGAUCUCUCUGGUUGCUCAGAGCUCGAGACUAUCCAGGGUUUUCCUAGGAACUUGAAAGAGUUAUAUCUUGCUGGCACUGCGGUAAAAGAAGUGCCACAACUUCCUCAAAGUCUAGAACUAUUAAAUGCACAUGGUUGUGUCUCUCUGAAAUCGAUUAGUGUGGACUCCAAGCAGCUUCCCAUGCAUUACACGUUGAGUAAUUGUUUUGAUUUAUCUCCACAAGUGGUCAAUGAUUUUAUAGUGAAAGCGGUGGCUAAUGUAAAACACAUGCCAAGAGAGCGUCAGCAGGAACUGAACAAAGCAGUGGCUUUCAGCUUCUGUGCGCCCUCACAUGCGAAUCAUAAUUCCACUCUUGAUCUGCAACCAGGAUCUUCCGUAAUGACACGACUAACUUCUACUCUUAGGAGCACGCUUGUGGGCUUUACUAUUCUAGUGGAGGUUGCAUUUUCAGAGAAUUUCUAUGAUGCCAACGGUUUUGGCAUUAGUUGUGUUUGCAGAUGGAAAAACAAGAAAGGUCACUCUCAUAGGGUAGAAAAAACUUUUCAAUAUUGGGGUCCUGGAGAAGCUAUUGAAAAACUUCAAAAGGAUCAUAUAUUUGUCUUCUGUGAUGUCAAAAUGCGUCCAAGUACUGCUGAUGGAAAUGACCCCGAUAUCUUGGCUGAUUUAGUUGUAUUUGAAUUCUUUCCUGUCAGCAAGCCGAAGAAGCGUCUAGAUGAUAGUUGCACAGUGAAAAGAUGUGGAGUCUAUGUAAUUGCUGCUGCAACUACCAAUACAAGCCCUGAAAUAAGUUCACCAGUUUUACCCUCGGAUCCACUGAUUUUUUCUGGUAAUGAAGUCCAAGAAGUAUUGAAAUCCAGGUAUGAUGGUUUACACGAGAUUGAUAAAGCUUUAUUUCUGUACAUAGCGUGUUUGUUCAAUGAUGAGGAGGUUGAUUUGGUGGCACCACUUACUGCUAGUAUUGACUUCGGCGUUAGUUCAGGAAUCAAGGUCUUAGCCAAUAGGUCUCUCAUUCAUCUAUCAUCCAACGGGGAAAUAGUGAUGCAUUCUUUGCUACGGAAAUUAGGUAAAGAAAUUCUGGAUAGACGAUCCAUGCAAUCAUAUAUCUCGAAAGAAUCGGUCGAAGACGCUGAAGAGGUCUAUGUGGCUUCUUCUUCGUCACCCAAUUGGACAUAUGAUGUUUUCCCAAGCUUCUGUGGGCAAGACGUCCGCAGGAAUUUCCUCAGCCACUUUCUUGUGGCACUCAAACGUAAAUCAAUCAAUGUAUUCAAAGACACUGAGAUAGACCGUGGCCAGGAGAUUGGCUCUUCAAUUCUACAGGCGAUAAGAGGGUCGAGGAUCUCAGUCGUUGUGCUCUCAAAGAACUAUUCUUCUUCGACUUGGCUCCUAGACGAGUUGGUGGAGAUCAUGAGCUGCAGGGAAAAUAUGGGCCAAAGAGUGAUACCGAUUUUCUACGAUGUGGGUUCUUCGGAUGUAGGGAAUCAGACUGGAGAAUUUGGAUUGGCAUUCCAAAAAGUUUGUGAGGACAAAACAGAGGAUGUGAAACAGCGAUAUUGCCAAGCGUUGUACGACAUAUCAACAAUUUCUGGAUACUGUUAUCUAAUCAGUGAUCUUUCUCCUAUCUGGGGUACCGAAGCAGACAUGAUAGAAACAGUCGCCGAUGCUAUAUCAGAGGAACUAAAUAUCACCAUAUCAAAGGACUUUGGCGACUUCGUGGGAAUCGAAGAUCAUAUCUCAAAAAUGAAGUCACUGUUGUGCUUGGAGUCGGAGGAAGUAAGAAUGGUUGGGAUUUGGGGUCCUACAGGAAUUGGUAAGAGUACCAUCGCAAGAGCUCUAUUUAACCGGCUGGCUCGUCAGUUCCAACGAAGCAUUUUUGUCGAUAAGGCUUUUGCAGAUAAGAAUUUUGAGAAUUCUAGGAGAUCCAACCUGGAUGACUAUGGCACAAAGUUGCACUUGCAAACACAAUUUCUAUCUGAAUUUCUAGGCCAGAAGUACGUAAAGGGACAUCAUUUAGGUAUGGUGGAAGAAAGGCUAAAGGACCAAAAAGUUCUUAUUAUUCUGGAUGAUGCAAGUAAUCUAGUGCUACUAGAUGCCUUAGCAGGGAACACUCGAUGGUUUGGUUCAGGGAGCAGAAUUGUAGUGGUCACCAAAGAUAUACGACUUCUGAAAUCUCAUGGGAUCAACUAUGUUUACGAGGUGGAUUUUCCGUCUAAAAAGCAAGCUCUUGAGAUGUUUUGCCAAUAUGCUUUCAGGCAGAAGUUUCCGCCCAAUGAUUACACUGAACUUGCUGCUGAAGCUGUACAGUUGGGUGGUAAUCCUCUGGAUCUGAACGUUUUGGGUUUGGCUUUGCGGGGGAGAAACAAGGAGGAGUGGAUGAAUAUGUUACAUCGGCUCAGAAAUAGUUUGACUGGAGGAAUUGAGAAGACAUUAGGAGUCAGGCGUGAGAGUCUAACUGAAGAUGAUGAUGAAGUGUUACUUCCUCCUUCUCCGUUUCAUAUCUGUAGAUACCAUGUUUACAUCAGCUUCUGCGGCCAGGACGUUUCCAAAUCAUUCCUCAGCCAUUUUCACAAGGAACUUAGCAGUAAGGGAAUCACUGUAUUUAAAGAGCUUGAAAGACAGCCCUCCAACGCUGUUCCUAUACAAGCAAUGAGAGAGUCGAGGAUCUCGAUUGUCAUGAUCUCGAGCAAAUAUGCCUCUUCAAGCUGGCUCCUGAACGAGUUGGUGGAGAUCACAAAAUGCAAUGAAGAGUUGACUCAAAAACUGAUACCAAUUUUCUAUGAUGUCGAACCUUCGGAUGUUCGUAAACAGACCGGAGAAUUCGGAAUGCACUUCAACGAGACUUGUAAUAGGAAAACAGAGGAUGUGAAACAGCAAUGGCGCAAGGCUUUGAUCCACAUAGCAGACUUUCCUGGAUUCGAUUCUCGAUAUUGGGAUAAUGAAGCAGAAAUGAUCGAGAAAAUCGUCAAAGAUGUUUCGUACACACUGAGUUGUACAGCCUCAAUUGAUUUUAGCGAUCUGGUUGGAAUCAAAAGGCAUAUUGCAACAAUGAAUUCGCUGUUGUGCUUGGAAUCUGAGGAAGUAAUGAUGGUAGGAAUUUGGGGUCCCCCUGGAAUUGGUAAGACCACCAUCGCAAGGGCUCUAUUUAGUGAUCUCUCUUCAAAGUUCCAACGAAGUGCUUUCAUAGUUAUUUCGAAUGAUUAUACGAGAACCAGCUUGGAUGACUAUGGCGUGAAGUUGCAUUUCCGAACACUAUUUCUAUCCAAACUUUUUGGCACCAACUUGAAUAACUAUGCCAUGCAGUUGAUUCUCCAAGGACAAUUUCUAUCCAAAAUUUUAGGCCAAAAUGAUCACUUACGUGAGGUAGAAGAGAGUCUAAAGGACCAGAAAGUUUUUAUCAUUCUGGAUGAUGUGGAUGAUCUACGGGUAUUGGAUGCCUUGGUAAGACAGAGUCAAUGGUUUGGUUCAGGGAGCAGAAUUAUUGUUAUCACAAAAGAUAUAGGGCUUUUGAAGUCUCAUGGAAUUGACAAUGUUUACAAGGUAGAUUUACCAUCUAAAAAGGAAGCUCUUCGGAUGUUCUGUCGAUCUGCUUUCAGGCAAAACCAUCCACCUGAUGGUUUCACAGAACUCGCCAGUGAAGUUGCAGAAACUGUCGGUAAUCUUCCUUUGGGUCUCAAAGUUUUGGGUUCAUCUCUGAGAGGGAGAGACAAAGAGGAAUGGAUGGAUAUAUUGACUCGGAUCAGAGAUAAUCUUUACGGAGAAAUAGAGAAAAUAAUAAGAGUCGGAUAUGACAGAUUGGAGGAUCAUGAUAAAUUCAUAUUUCUUCACAUCGCGUGUUUGUUUAAUUAUGAUACGGUUGAAGCUGUGACACAAUUACUUGCAGACAGUGGCUUGAAUGUUGUGCUUGGGCUUACAAGCCUAGCUGAGAAGUCUUUCAUACAUAUAACAGAACAUGGAAAUAUUACCAUGGUCCAUCAGCUACAAACCUUUGGCAGAGAUAUCGUCCGUAUGGAGUCCAGUCAUGAGCCUGGAGGACGUCGGUUUUUGGUCGAUUCUCUCGAUAUUUGUGAUGUACUUAUGAAGAACACUGGUACUGAAAGUGUUAUAGGGAUAUCUUUGGACAUGUCAGAAAUCAAUGAGCUUCAUAUAAGUGAGAGAGGGUUCAACGGAAUGAGAAAUCUCCUGUUCCUGAAAUUCUACACAAACUUGUGGAAUAAAGAAGUCAAGGUUCACUUACCUGGUGGCCUUGGUUAUCUGUCUCGUAAACUCAGAUUACUGCAUUGGGAAUCAUUCCCAAUGAGAUGCAUGCCUCCUAACUUCACUCCAGAAAAUCUCGUUGAACUUGUAAUGGAAGCUAGCGAGCUUGAGAUGCUGUGGAAUGGAAUUCAGCCACUUGGACGGCUCAAGUGGAUGAGUCUACGUGGUUCCUUGAACUUAAGAGAAAUCUCUGAUCUUUCAUACGCCACCACUCUUGAGAAACUGGAUCUUGGGGGUUGCUCGAGUUUGAUGAUGCUUCCUUCCUCUAUUAAAAGUCUCCAGCAAUUAAGGGACUUGGACAUGGAAGGUUGCAUAAAACUUGAGGCUCUUCCAACCGACAUCAACUUGGAAUCUCUCUAUUACCUCAAUCUCAAGGGAUGCUCACAGUUGAAAAGUUUUCCAGAAAUUUCAAGCAACAUUUCAGAUCUCUAUCUUGAUGGAACAGCGAUAGAGGAAGUUCCUUGGUGGAUCGAGAAUCUUUCUAGGCUCUCUAACCUAUCGAUGAAUGGUUGCAACAAGUUGAAAAAGAUCUCUGCAAACAUAUCUAAACUGAAAGUUCUCGAGGAGGUAGACUUUUCAGAAUGUGAGGCACUGGCUGAAGAUAGCUGGGAGAACCAUGCUGAGGAGACCUCUGCUUCUCUCCUGAGAGUAAACAUGUCUUUUAACAGCUUUGAGAGACUUCCAGACACAUGGACUUCCAUUCAACCAAAAGAUCUUAUCUUCAAUAACUGCAGAAAUCUUCAGUCACUGCCAGAGCUUCCUGCAUCGCUCUCCAUGUUAACGGCAAAUAAUUGUGAAUCACUUGAGCAUCUACAAGGCUCCUUUCGCUAUCCACAGACGGCUCUGCAAUUUAUCAAUUGCUUCAAACUGAAUCAGCAGGCGAGAGAUCUCAUCCUACAAUCAGACUGCGCGUAUGCUAUCUUCCCUGGUAGAGAAAUUCCUGCACAGUUCACUCAUCGAACUGAUGGGAGUUUCCUAAAGGUUUCUUUACCUGAGAGCUCUCUUUCCAAGAAAUUCCCAAAUUUUAAGGCUUGCAUCAUGGUUGAAUCAAGAUCUAAUUGGUUUUACUUUGGGGUGAUUUGGAACGUCAAAGGUGGAACCGAUAAGAUAGAUUUAUGUUGUUUAACCAACACUCCCUCUACGAGGGAUCAUCUCAUCGUAUUCAACUGCGAAUUUUUCCCAGAUGAUUCACCUGCUGAGCUGGACUACAGCAAUCUGCAGUUUGAGUUUUUUUGCCUUGACCACACGAAGGAAUUGAUGAAGAUAAAAGAAUGUGGUGUACAACUCUUGGAGGAGGUCUCUCCAUCUGUGAACAGUAGUGGUAAAAGAUCUGAAAAUGAAUAUCGCGACAAUGCUGGAGAGGGUAAUGCAGAGGAGACUAGAAGCAGCAAGAGAACACGUGUAAGUAGUGAUGAUUGA
Molecule: messenger RNA, 7929 nt
Organism: Microthlaspi erraticum
Lineage: Eukaryota; Viridiplantae; Streptophyta; Magnoliopsida; Brassicales; Brassicaceae
Source: the annotation of a GenBank genome assembly